UCUCUCUCUCUCUCACUCUCUCUGUGGCACACACCCACACUCAACAGAGGCGAAGUAGAAGAAGAAGACAUGGACUUGAGCGAGGAACUUAGGGCACAGCACAAGCGAACAUUCGUCAAGUUCUUCGAAAACGAAAAUGUAAACCUGAAAACCGAGAUCAAGGACAUGACCGACCACAAACGUCGCCGUUUAAUCAUCAAUCUCUCCGACCUUUACAAUGACAAGAAUGGAGAGGGCGCCGACUUGGCUCGCAGGAUUCUUUACAAUCCGAGUGAGUAUAUGCAACCGUUGUGCGAUGCAAUAACGGAAAUCACUCGGACAUGUGAUCCCAAGUACUUGAAGGAAGGAGAGCAAGUGCUUGUUGGAUUUGAGGGUCCUUUUGUGUCACGGCGUGUAACACCAAGAGAGCUUUUGUCUGGCUUCAUUGGUUCAAUGGUCUGCGUCGAGGGCAUUGUUACUAAAUGUUCUCUUGUAAGGCCAAAGGUUGUUAAAAGUGUCCACUUCUGCCCUUCAACUGGGAAAUUCACAGCCCGUGAAUAUCGAGAUAUCACAUCCAAUAUGGGUUUGCCCACAGGAUCUGUUUAUCCAACACGGGAUGAUAGUGGCAAUUUGUUGGUAACUGAGUAUGGGUUAUGCCAAUACAAAGACCAUCAAACAGUAUCAAUGCAAGAGGUGCCUGAGAAUUCUGCUCCUGGGCAGCUUCCACGAACAGUUGAUGUCAUUGUAGAGGAUGACCUUGUGGAUUCUUGCAAGCCUGGAGACCGUGUGGCAAUUGUUGGGAUAUACAAAGCACUUCCUGGAAGUAGCAAGGGCGGUGUGAAUGGAGUAUUCAGGACUGUCCUCAUAGCUAACAGUGUCUCUCUGCUCAAUAAAGAAGCAAAUGCUCCAAUCUACACUGCUGAAGACAUAAACAAGAUCAAAAAGAUAUCUGAGAGGGACGAUGCAUUCGAUCUACUUGCUAAUUCACUUGCACCAUCUAUAUAUGGACACUCAUGGAUAAAGAAGGCAGUGAUUCUAUUGAUGCUUGGUGGAACAGAAAAGAACUUGAAGAAUGGUACCCAUUUACGAGGCGACAUAAACAUGAUGAUGGUCGGUGAUCCUUCUGUUGCAAAGUCUCAGCUACUAAGAGCGAUCAUGAAUAUUGCUCCUUUGGCUAUAUCAACAACUGGUCGGGGUUCUUCUGGAGUCGGAUUGACAGCUGCUGUUACCUCUGAUCAGGAAACAGGAGAAAGAAGGCUAGAAGCUGGUGCUAUGGUUCUUGCUGAUAGAGGUGUUGUUUGUAUUGAUGAAUUUGACAAGAUGAAUGAUCAAGAUCGUGUGGCUAUACAUGAAGUUAUGGAGCAGCAGACUGUAACAAUUGCCAAAGCUGGUAUUCAUGCAUCACUGAAUGCUCGAUGCAGUGUUGUGGCAGCUGCAAAUCCCAUUUAUGGAACUUAUGACCGUUCAUUAACUCCUACAAAGAACAUUGGACUUCCGGACUCUUUGCUUUCUCGCUUUGAUUUACUAUUUAUUGUAUUGGAUCAAAUGGAUCCUGGUAUUGAUCGUCAAAUUUCGGAGCAUGUCUUGCGCAUGCACCGGUUUCGCUCUGCAACUGAUGGAGGUGACAUGACAUUGGAUGGGAGUUCAAGAUACAUAGUGGAGGAUGAAGCUGAGACAGGUUCAUCCAUCUUUGUCAAAUAUAAUCGAAUGCUGCAUGGAAGAAAAUCAGAGAGGGGGCGCAAGCGUGAUACCCUCACCAUCAAGUUUCUUAAGAAGUACAUCCAUUAUGCGAAGCAUAGAAUUCAGCCAGAUCUGACUGAUGAGGCAUCUGAUCACAUUGCCACUGCAUAUGCAGAGCUCAGAAAUGCUAGUUCAAAUGCCAAGACUGGGGGAGGAACACUUCCAAUUACUGCCAGAACCUUGGAAACCAUAAUUCGGCUCUCAACUGCCCAUGCUAAGCUAAGGUUGAGCAGACAGGUUUUGAAGUCUGAUGUUGAAGCUGCUCUUAAAGUUCUAAACUUCGCCAUAUAUCACAAAGAGCUGACUGAGAUGGAGGAGCGUGAGCAUGAGAGGGAGAGGGAAUUGGAGAGAAAGCAAAACACUGACCACGAUGCAGGCAACAAUAAUAGGGCUGGCCCUGAUGGUGGCAGAAAUGAAAGAGCAGGCCGUGGUGGUCGUAAAAAUGAUCGGGCUGACCAUGAUGGUACUGCUACCAGAGAGAGUGCAAUGGAAGCCAUGGACGUGGAUGGCCCUCCUGAAGCACAAUCCACUGUCAACAUUUCUCCAGAAAGGAUAGAUGCAUUUAUAACCUUACUUGGCAAGCAUACCAGUGCACAGCACUUGGAUACUAUGUCUAUUGUGGAUAUUGAGAGGGUCGUCAACCAUGGAGCACCAGUACCAUCUUCAAGUGCAGAGAUUAUGUCCAUGUUAGAGAUAGCGCAAGAUAAAGGGAAACUGAUGAUAAACAGGGACAUGGGUGUAGUGUAUUUUAUCUAGUGUAGUUUACACACUGAUUGUAUUGCUUACUACUCUGCAGUAUUUUUCUCACUGUAACAGAUUGAUCUGUUUUGUAAGCAAUAUGGUCACAAUAUGGUGCUCCUGGAUUGUGUCCAAUGUUCACUAGCUUGGGGAUAUGGAAAACCUGCAUUGUCAUUCUGUUAAACUUGGA
Ilex paraguariensis (yerba mate) is the source of this 2647-nucleotide messenger RNA. The record is from the annotation of a GenBank genome assembly. Lineage: Eukaryota; Viridiplantae; Streptophyta; Magnoliopsida; Aquifoliales; Aquifoliaceae.